AUGUUGAUUGAAACAUUUUUCCGUGUUAAACGUGAUGAAUCGGAAGAUAUUAGUGCACAUGUGGCCAAACUGCAAAAGUUAUUUGUGGACCUGAACGAUGAAUUAUCAAAUCAUGAAGAAAAUACGCUAUCUGAAAGAAUCUUAAAUGGUCGAAUUUUGUCUACACUGGGAAAAGACUACGACAAUUUUAAGGAUCUCUGGGAUACGAUACCGACAGAAAAGCAAAGCUUGAAUUUAUUGAUUGAAAAACUCUGUACUAUUGAACUGCGUGAACAAGGCGUUAAUGGAAGUGCAGCUUUUGUCAUUUCUAAAACAAGAAAACGGCAAACAAGUAAUCAACAAGUAAAGAUGACGAAGUCACAAUUAAAACAGAAGUUUCCGUGUAAUAAAUGCAAACAAUUAGGUCACUGGGCAGCAGAGUGUCCACAGAACACUCGUGACAGCAAUAAAAGAAAAGAGAAGAAGCGAGACAGUGAACACGCUGCAUUUACUUCAUACGCUAUGGGUGUGUGUACCAGUAAUCACAGUGACCCAAAUAAAUAG
Messenger RNA from Schistocerca piceifrons (Central American locust), 543 nucleotides. RefSeq lists its product as uncharacterized. Bases 1 to 543 code for a protein of 180 amino acids. The transcript has a single exon. The record is from RefSeq and is a predicted model, not a curated record. Gene Ontology annotation, molecular function: nucleic acid binding; zinc ion binding. NCBI's taxonomy places the organism in Eukaryota, Metazoa, Arthropoda, Insecta, Orthoptera, Acrididae.